AUGUGUUCAUCUCAACCAAUACCUUUAUUUGUUAUUGAUACUUACGCAUUGAAUAACAAUCAACAAUCAAUAAAAACUCCUAAACAAUCAAUAUCGAAUAUUUCACGUUCAUGGAGUUUACCAAACUGUAAUGAAACUUAUAAAGAUUUAUGUGGUGCUAUACAUUAUGCAUUUUCAAAUCAUUUACAUAAUUUUUUAAAACAAUCACAUUCAUAUCCAAAUAAUUAUCUUUUAAAUUAUUUAAACUUACGUGAAAAAAAAUUUCCUAUAAAAUCUCCAUCAACAUCAAUUCAUUGUAAUAUAAAUUUACUUGAUCCAAACAAUGGUACACAAACACCAAGUUGUUUAUCAUCACGUUAUUCAAUGCAUGGAAGUUUUUUUGAUUUAUCUGAAAGUGAUUAUUAUCCACCAUCAGAUCAGCAAUUUAUUAAAUCAAAUAAUAAAUUAUUAACCAUUGAUGGACAUCCAUUACUAAUUGUUGAUCCUUUUACUCGAUUAUCCACAAAUACUUAUCAAGAUAAAUGUACUGAUUGGCUUCAUCAUCUGAAUAUAAAUCCUACUUAA
This is a messenger RNA of Rotaria sordida, 564 nucleotides long. Lineage: Eukaryota; Metazoa; Rotifera; Eurotatoria; Philodinida; Philodinidae. The record is from the annotation of a GenBank genome assembly.